This is a messenger RNA of Lactuca virosa, 5031 nucleotides long. The record is from the annotation of a GenBank genome assembly. Lineage: Eukaryota; Viridiplantae; Streptophyta; Magnoliopsida; Asterales; Asteraceae.
AUUAAAGACGGUCAAAACAAAAAUUUCAUGAAAUUUGAAUGAGGUCUAAAACGGUUAGUUGUCCAAAGGGCGGUCGCGUUUUCUUCAUAUGAACCCUAAUCCAAAAGCUCAUGAGAUUUGAAUGAGUUAAAGUAAAGUUGCCCUUAAAUUUGUGAAAAGUGUGUUUCGAAGAGGAUGAACAAACGUUUAGUUGUAACAGCACUGGAAGGGGGUCGCCUCUUCCUCAUUAAACCCUACAUCCUAUAUACCCAGAACCCUAAUUGAUCCAAUCCCAAAAUUGCAUCCAAGGUCUGUCAUUCGAUCAGAUUAACUUUCAAAAUGCCAUACAAUGAAGACGAAUCCUCCGGCAGCGACUCCGAUGCCGGAUUUGACGAAGAUAUGGAAGCCCUAAGAAAGGCCUGCUCUGUCACAGGUGUCGACGAUUCUGUCGACGACCCCCCCAAAGCAUCCACCACCUGUAGCGAUUCUGGUGACACCUAUGCGUCUGAGGAUGAAGACAUAGAAUUACUGCGUAGCAUUCAACAACGUUUUUCUGUUCCAACCAACGAUAUUGGCAGUGAACAAUAUCCUAUUUCUAUGAAACCGUUAAGCAUCAUUAUGCCCUCUGGUUUAUCGGAUGACAAUGAGGAUUAUGGUGAAGAUUUUGAAACUCUCCGUGCUAUUCAACGACGAUUCUCGCAGUACCACGAUAGCAAGAACAGCAACAAGGAGAGUUCUGUACAGAGACCAGAGCAGGUUGGUGCAACUAACAUAGAAUUGGAAAAGGAAUCUUCCCCUAAUUUUUUUGUAAAGAGUAUUAACAAUGGACAAGGGUUUCCAGAUUGUGUAGAUGGAAGCAACACCAAUCAGAAUUUGGAAUUAUCCAGUAACAUUACCCCUGAGACUCCUUAUGCAAAUGUGAGUGAAUGGCAUGAGCCUGGUUCUGAAAUUAUUCCAGCCCCAGAUUGUGGUUUUCCAAGAUCUGCACAGGCAUUUGUUGAAGCCAUCAAGAAGAACAGGAUAUGCCAGAAGUUUAUACGUAAUAAAAUAGGACAGAUUGAAGCAAGGAAAAAAACAGGCCGAGCAUUGUCUCAGAAAAAGGAUCCACGCAUCCAGCUAAUUUCAGUUCCAAAACAGAGAUCUAAUGCGGCUAAGGAUAAAGAAAUGCAUGCAAUUAAUCAAGGCCCUGCUGAAAAUUCCCAUGUUGCAGAUUAUAGAGAUGCAAUGUCAAAAUAUCCAUUCUCUUUGAUUAGGGAACCUUGGUCGACAGAGGAGAAUGACAACCUUUUGAAGGGAAUUAAACAACAAUUUCAGGAAAUGUUAACGCAAAACCUUUUCAGUGGGGAAGAUGUAGAUUGCCAUGAUAUGGAUAGCAUGCUUACAGAAAUCACACAUCGUGAAAUAUCAGCAGAGGAAAUCCGGUCAUUUCUUCCCAAGGUCAAUUGGGAACGCCUGGCUUCCAUGUAUGUCAUAGGCCGCUCUGGUCCUGAAUGUCAAUCAAGAUGGAUGAAUAGUGAAGAUCCUUUAAUAAACUGCGAGCCAUGGAGUCUGACUGAAGAUAAGAAGCUUUUGUAUACUGUUCAGAAUCGCGGGUUGAGUAACUGGAUUGAUAUUGCAGAUGCAUUGGGGACAAAUAGGACGCCUUUUCAAUGCUUAUCGCGUUUUCAAAGGAGUCUGAAUGCAUCUAUAAUAAAAAAUGAAUGGACUCCCCCUGAAGAUGAGGAGCUUCGUAAUGCUGUAGCUGAAUAUGGCGAGACCAAUUGGCAGCUUGUUGCUUCAACACUUGAAGGAAGGACUGGUACCCAAUGCUCGAAUAGAUGGAAGAAGUCAUUGAACCCAAUGAGGGAAAGAGUUGGGAAGUGGGCCCCAGAUGAGGACAAGCAUCUCAAAAUAGCUGUGAAGCUAUUUGGGGCUAAAAACUGGAACAAAAUCGCUAGAUUUGUGCCUGGCAGGACACAAGUACAAUGCCGAGAAAGAUGGGUUAAUUGCUUAGAUCCUGCACUUAACAUGAACGAGUGGACUCCAGAGGAGGAUUUAAAGCUGAAAUAUGCAAUUUCAGAACAUGGAUAUCUCUGGUCUAAAGUAGCUGCAUGUGUUCCUCCACGAACCGAUAGUCAAUGUCUCAGGAGAUGGAAGGUGUUGCUUCCACAUGAAGUUCCCAUGCUGCAAAGAGCCCGAAAGAUGAAAAAGGCUGCUUUAAUAUCUAAUUUUGUGGAUCGGGAACAUGCACGCCCUGCUCUUACUGUCAAUGACUUUGUUGCCCCUCUACUAAUUGAGUCGCCUCCUGAACCUAAUCAAGAUCAUAUAACCUCAGACAAUCAAAACCAAAGCUCGGAGCCACAGCAAUGUGAACCUGAAUCCUCAUUUGGAGCUGUUCCGAGAGUUAGAUCUAGGAGGGCAAGAAAGGUAAAUCCUACUGAAAAAGUAUUGAAAUUGAUUGAUGAAGAUGAAGAUGAAGAUGAUGGUGACAUGAAAGGCAGUAAUAAUAGAAUAUCAAAGAGGAAGCAAAGUUUGUCAAAACACAACCCAAACCCAAACAUCUCAUCUCAAGAGAGCGGAUUGUCGGAUCUAAAUGUUGAUGGGGACAAUUCCGAAAUUAAAAAGUAUGCCCGGAAGCGGAAACGAAGAGGCAAGAGAGAAGAGAAGGAGAUGAAUACGAAUAUCUUAAAUGAUUCCGGGAUGUGUAGAGAAACACCACCCAUAUAUGAACCUGAAGCGUCUCCAGACAUGUGCAUGACUGAAAUCAAAUCCCCAGAGGGUGAGGGUGCCAUCACCAUCGCUGAUAAUGAUAAUGAUAAUGAUAAGGAUAUUGAAAACAACAAGCGAAACCAACUAUCAUUGGAUCCAAACAAUGGUGCAGGAUCAACACCAUUUAAAACCAAAGCAGCCACCGGGAAGCGCAAGCGGAAACCAAGAGGCAACAAAGAAGAUGAGGAGGAUGGAACUUUCUUAAAUCAAAAGAAGACCAAGAGAAGCCAUCUGUCUCUUCCGACUGAAAAAAACAAGUCAAACAUCUCAUCUGGAGAGAUAUUCAACGCUCAACCUCACGAAUCCCACACCUGGAAGCAAAAACAAAGGAGGGGCAAUAACAACAAAAACAAAAACAAAAACAAACAACAUGACAAGACGGAUGAAGCUUUUGAACCUCUUGUUGCUGCCAUUUCAAAUAAAAAAACCAAAACCACCAACAGAAGACCCAAUCCCAAUCCCAAUCCGAAUCGUGGGGAAAUUGAUAUAUGUUCAUCAUCAUCUCCGACUGAAGCACCACCAGUACUGCCCAUCGAAAACACACCUUCCAAUACAACACCUAGAAAACGUAAAAUGCAGGGAGGAGAUGAUGAAGAGACAAUUGGUAGCUUUUUCGGAAGACUAAAGAGGAGAAGUUGUAUUAAGAUUGGUGAUGAAGAGACAAUUGGUAGCUUUUUUGAAUUUGGAACACUUGGAGCAAUCACCAUUACCAAUAAGCACCAAAGCGAGUUCUUCUUGGAGACUGUCACCAUUGAAGGAUUUGCAUGUGGUCCUGUUCAUUUCCACUGUAAUUCUUGGGUUCAAUCCACCAAAGAUCAUCGAAAACCCAAAAUUUUCUUCUCUAGUCAGCCAUAUCUGCCUAAUGAAACUCCAUUAGGAUUAAAGUCUUUAAGAGAAAAUGACCUUAAAGAUUUAAGAGAUAUGGGAAAUCACUAUAUUAGGCCAUCACUUGGAGGUGAUAAAAUCCGAUAUCCAAGAAGAUUCAAAACUGAACCUAGUGAUUAUGUAAACCCUGUCCAUCUCUCUCUCUCUCUCUCUCUCAUCCCACCUCCUACCGUCACAUCGCCUCCAAAGACGGCCCUUCGCUCAUGUUCUUCCUCAUCGUCGUUAUCUUUGGUCACCGUUGAUCUGGCAAUUGGAAUCGAUUUCUCGCAUGGAUCUUAUGAGUAUCAUCAGGAAACGCUUGAUAAUCUCCAAACUACCAUGGAUAACACCAGUAUUCUCUGUGCAGUUAUGCUCGAUACCAAAGCAGUGGAUUGCUCUCCUGUGAGUUCAAUAGCUGCAAACAAAGCUUCUUUUGUAAAUACAUCAACUUCUGGGUCACAAAAAAUACCUGUAAAUAAGAUGAUGCUGACAGAUUCACAGGAUCCUUCUGGGAGGAUGCAUGCUUAUUUGCAAGCUAAGCCUUCUAGAUACCAUGAAAGCAAUUCUGGUUUGAAUUCUUUGAGGUCUUCCAUCAGACAGAGAAGGAAUCCUAAGGAAACUACUGAUCUUACAAGUGUUCAGGAACUUAUUGAUAAAUUUGAACGUGGUUGUCACUCUGGUCUUUUGGACAAUGUAAGGAACUGCACAUAUGUUGGUAUGGCUGAUGAAGAUUUUGCUCUCCUUCAGCAUAAUACUUAUCUAUAUCUUGCCAAUGUUGUAAAUUUGAGCAAAGAGCUCAUGUAUCAACUGGUUCUGCAAGGAUUUGGUUACUUCAAUGCAAUACAGUUAAGUGAGCCUGCUCCAUUGCAAGAACUAAUCAUGCUGACACUAACUGAAGAAGAUCCAGAUUCACAAGGCGUUGAGAAUGAUGACUUAAAAGGAAAGAUUGCUCAAAUGAAUGCUAAGCUACUAAGCGAGAAAUCUGAAUUGCUGGAUGAAUAUUUUGGCAUUCAUGUGGAUCCACAAGCCAAUUUGUCAAGUCUUCUUGUCAUACUUGACCAGUACACACCUGACAUGGACCGUGCUCCAGAAUUUCUUCUUUGUCUCGGAAAUGAUGUGACAUGUAAUGAUGAGAAAGUUUGCUUUCAAACAAUUGCUGCUGCUCUUGGAAACUUCUAUGCUAUGCAUCCACCUCUAUUGCCAAAUCCAUUAGGUGAAGGAGUUUCACAUUUUUAUAAAAGACAAGGGAAAGGAAAUGUUUCAGGAGAUAAUGUUUUGACCUUUUUAAGGUUGAGUGGUCUGGAUGCCAUUAGUUUUGGAAAUGAAGUAGAAGAUGGAAUUAUUGCUGCUGAUCCUAACCUUUCAUCUUUAGUUUUAUGUAGUAAAGAUUUUUGUGAUGCAAAUGGUAUAAAAAAACAAUCACAAGUGAAUGACAUAUGA